ACAGAGCCCCCGCGGCGGGGAUGCGGCACUUCACCUGGGAGGAGAUCGGGCAGCGGAACGGACGGGGGCCGGCGCCGCAGGAGCGCUGGCUGGUGAUCCACAGGAAGGUGUACGACAUCAGCCACUUCUACUGGAGACACCCGGGAGGGGCCCGGCUCCUCGUCAGCCACGCCGGGCAGGACGCCACGGAUGCCUUUGUGGCAUUCCACGUCAACCAAGCGCUGGUGAGCAAGUACUUGAAGCCACUGCAGAUUGGGGAGCUGGCACCAGACCAACCCAGUAUUGAGCCCAGUAAAAAUGAAAUGCUGGUGAAAGACUUCCGGGAGUUGCGUGCUACAGUCGAGAGAAUGGGACUCCUGGAGCCAAACCAACUCUUCUUCUUCCUGCUCCUGGCUCACAUCCUGAUCUUGGAUACAGCUGCCUGGCUCAUUCUCUUCUACUUUGGGACAUCCUUACUGCCCUUCGUUUUCUCCCUGCUGCUGCUGACCAUUUCACACGUCCAGGCUUCCUGGUUGCAACAUGAUUUAGGACACCUCUCAGUAUUCAGGAAAACCAAGUGGAACCACUUUCUACACAAGUUUGUGAUGUGCCAUUUGCUUGGGGCCUCGGCCAAGUGGUGGACUCUCCUACACUCCCAGCACCACGCCAAACCCAACUGCUUCCACAAGGACCCUGACAUUGAUAUGCACCCUUUCCUCUUCACUUUGGGGAAGAAAUUGUCUGUGGAGCUUGGCAUCAAAAAGAAAAAAUACAUGCCUUACAACCACCAACACAAAUACUUCUUCAUCACUCUUCCUCCGCUCCUGUUCCCCACCUACUUCCAAUGUCACACAUUCUACGUUGCCUACACAAAGAAGUACUGGGUGGACCUGGCCUGGAUGCUGACUUUCUUUAUCAAAUUCUUUUACAUGUACGGAUCUUUAUUAGAAACAAAAAGUCUCCUGGCAUAUUUUUUUAUAUUCAGGAUGCUGGAGAGCAGCUGGUUUGUCUGGGUCUCACAGAUGAACCAUAUCCCAAUGGAAAUCGACUACGACAAGAAUUUGGACUGGAUGUCUACUCAGCUCCAGGCAACCUGCAAUGUGGAGCAGUCGCUGUUCAAUGACUGGUUCACGGGGCACCUCAACUUCCAGAUUGAACAUCACCUGUUCCCCUCCAUGCCACGGCACAACUACUGGAAGGUGGCCCCUCUGGUGAAGUCCCUGUGUGCCAAGCACGGCAUUGAGUACCAGUGCAAGCCUCUGCUCACAGCCUUUGCAGACAUCGUGCACUCCCUGAAGAGCUCAGGAGAGCUCUGGCAUGAUGCCUACCUGCACAAAUAAAGGACAAGGCUUGGUGCUACCAUUCACAGCCUGCCACAACUGCAUUCCCAGCAAGUUGAGGGGCAGAGACCACAAGGGACUCUCUGGCAGAAGAAUGUGAGUAAGGCCUGAGGGAUAAAAUUCCAAUAGAGAUGAAGCCACCUGAAUUUUUCUUCUGGUUUUUCCUGGGGUUAUGGUUCAGACAUGUUUGGAGUCAGCAGGGCAAGCAGAAGGUGAAUUGUUAGAAGAGGGAGGAGCUCUUUGCUGAGUGAGUCCAAGCAUUUCUGAGCCUGGGCAUGGGCUCAAGUCAGAUCAUAUACUGGUGGAGCUGCACACACUUAACUUCACAGCAGAGGUCUCUGACCAUGUUGUUGGGUUUUUUUGGGGUUUUUUCCUUGUGUGGAGGGUUUAAUGCCUGAUACAGCAUUUGCUUACUUGAAUUUGAAACUGCAAAGGAUUUUGGAUUAGCGUGGUGUUCCAGCAAUGUGCUUAAACCACAAUAAAUCAGGAUGAACUACAAAAACACUUGGACUGUAGCAAGUGCACAUGCAGUGAAUAAAAACAUAAAUGUGUUUUCGUUACUGUUCUCUAGAGCAUCCUCAUUGUCACAAGGCCAAGAAACACAUGGGUUAAAACCAGCUCAAGGCCUCUGCUCUCUUCAAAAUGUAUCUGCUUUGGGGGGGUUUUUGUACUUUGAGCUGGGCCGAGACAUGCACACUACAUGCACACUCUCCACCUACACAGGACUAAGAUUAUACUACAGAAAGGUAAACCAAAAGUAAAAUAAAUUACCUACAGAUACUUGGUCAAAUCUGAAAGUUGCUGUUGCAGCUAAACCAAGAUUAGAUCAGAUUUUGGCUGUGCCAGGCAGAAGGUGAGUCAGUGAAAGAGGCUGGUCCAGGUACUUUGAAUCACCCUUGAGAGGAGAAAGUAUCUUUCCAUUAAUUAGUAAGAAAGCCUGUUCUUCAUCCCAUGUGAGUACUUCAGUGGGUACAUACUCACACUCUGAAAUAAAAGACUAGCUUUCGGAAAGGAGACUAGGGGAACAACAAAAUUCAUUUGAAUAUUAGCAGUUACCACAUUUUUUUCCAGUAAUUCAAGGUUAAUAAAUAGAAAUCUCAAAAGGUAAAAACAUGUAAAAAAGUCUCUGAUGAUGUAACAAAUGGACUUUGUACUACUUGUGCAAUGAUUGGCUGAAUUACUGAAAAACCUUUAACCCUGCACAGUCAGCCAGAACAAGGAAAAGAUUUGCUAUGAAACCAUUUUUCCUGCCUUGGAAAAAGUGCAAUUAUGUUUAGAGGUUAACAGCACAAAGUACAAUGCCUGACCCAUGGGAGUAAAAGAAGCAAUUCCCAAAAACUCAGUGGGAAAAUUAAGAAAUAAAAAGCAGGAGUCACAACAGUAUCAUUUACUCACAAACACAUUUCCACUACUUUAAAAAGCCUUUUGAAAUUACCUUAAGCAGCCUCUGAAAAUUAUUUAUUGGGUAGAUGAAAGGCCUGAUUUUGAAGAUCAUAAUUUGAUUUUUGGACCUUUGACAUCACUGGGCUCCUGGUUCAGGACCCCUGUGAGUCAAAAUGCAAUUAAAAAAGAGAGCUGUGAAUGCUUCUAUUGGUUCUGUAUUGACCCAACAGUGCUCCAAUGAGGACAGGUGUGCAAGAGGAUUUAGCAAGAUUGAGAUGAAGAGCUGUGGAUAAAUAUGGAAUAAAGCCUAAGCAAUAUAUGGAUCAAUGCCAGAGCAAACUGGAGCAGUAGCCAAGUUUUCCCUGGGUAUCUUUGACCAAUCUUAUCAGUAUCACUAUCAAAUGAAAGGCUGCCUGCACUCCCUCAGGAAAAUAUUGAAUAGCUGGGGUAAGAUUUUACAAAGAAGAUAUCCUUGAGAGGCCCAAAGAAGGAAACGUAUACAAAUUAGUCAUAAAACCCAACAGAAAAGCAAAAACAAACAAAAAAAAACCCUAAAACAAACAAAAAACCCCCCAAAACACUCCUGCAAAAAAGUUAUGCUACAUGGAAACAGAGCUAAAGGAAAAUCAGCAUCAGCAGUAUUUUCCCUAAAUGUGAAUGAUGAAGAAAACAAUAAAAAUAUUAACUGGCUUACUCUAAAAUACAGCCUUGAUGAUUCCUGCAACUCUGAAGGGCAAAAUUCCAUUAAUUUCUUACAGUAAUAUCUUGGAAUCAGAGGUUCAGGGAAGACAGUUCCUACUUGAAAUAAUACUAGAAGUUUAUAUUCAAAGUGACAUAUUUUUCCAAUAAAAUCUCUUAGGGGAAAGUACUGAGUGGCUAAAGCACCUUGAACUCUACACACACACUGUAAGUAAAGCAGGGAAAAUGAGAUCUCUUCAUUCCUGGCUUUCCAGCUUCCCUCCAUGAAGUCAAGAGUGUCGUUGAGAACUUGCAGACAACACAGGUGCUAUGAUUAUGUAAGAAUUCUGUAUUUUCAUUCUGUUUGGGGAGCAUUGCAACUGAAACUUAGUCUGGAACCAGUACCUGCCAUCACCCUCCUUCCUCAAUAAAUCUUAAAAUAAAUGUAAUCACUAAGUCAAAGGAUUCCUAAGUGUGGAAAAGAGAAUCAUACAAUAGGUUUAGGUAGGAAAGUGCAUCCACUUCUGUGUCAAUCCUGAAUCAAUAAUCACAGGGUCAAGGAUUUGUUGCACUGGAAAAAAAAACCAACCAAACAAUAAAAAAAAUUACAAAGUUCGCAAUCCUGGUCAAAGUUGAAAAAUGGGGAACCUGAGAGAAACAAGCAAAGAACAAAUACUGAAAUUAACAGACACAGCAAAUCUGUAUAAAGGAUUUCCAUGGUUCAUGCUAUGGAAACAGGAAAUUAAAUUUUCCUUUUGACUCAGUCCAUUAGAGAUUUACAGUAUUUGAACUGCUCUGAGUAGUGGGAUGUAAAAAUAUUUAGUGGGUUUUUUUCAUUAAAAAAGUAAACCUAUCAGUUUAUCAAGCUUCAGUGUGUGAUAUGAGAAGAAAUUUCAGCCCAGCUCUUGAGGGUAUGCAGUUCAAGAUUUCCAGCUGCUCUGGGGUUGCAGUUUCACUUUAGGUGGAAUUCCACCAUGACAACACCCAAGCUUUCAUCAGACAGUUAAAUCACACAGGCUCUGCUCUGCAAUCCAGGCUGCAAAAGUGCCAUCAUUAACAGUCAGCUAUCAAAUACUUCACUUAUUAUUUUUACACCACUGCCUCAUUGUUCAGUCUUCAUUUGCUUUCCCAGACUGUGUAACAAUGCACCACCAAUAGCCUCUGCAAACACAGGGCUGGUUUUGGCAAUCUUCAUUUUACUGAUCCAUCCCAGCUGGAAUCAUCCUGAAUGCCACAAACAUGGCAAAACUGCCUUACAUUCAUUUACAAUAUUCAAAAUAGAGCCUCAGUUCUUUUCCCAAUUCUGUCCAAAAUGGCCUUAAACUGCUGAGGUUUAGUCCUCAGUGUCAGAGCUGAGCUUAUGCUCAAGUCCACCUCUGCAUGCCAUGAUCCGUGUCAUGGCCGCACAACUUUGAUUCCAAACAUCUGUUCAGAUUGAUGCAAUAUUACCCAGGGGGCAAAGGUCAGGCUUUACCAUACACUGCAGAUCUCCGUGUUAUUUGCUAUCAGCAAGAGAUAAGAGCACACAGCAAGUCAGUGGAUCAAUUCACUUCCACAGUGCUGGGCUGGUGCCCCACACCGCACAGCAAACUGAACUCAGAGCGUAGAGAGAGCCAUAGAGUCCAGGCCAACCCCUGCAGUGAACAGGGACAUCUUCCACCAUCCCAGGCUGCUCAGAGCCCUGUCCAACCUGGCCUUGAAUAAUUCCAGGGAUGUGGCACCCACCGCCUCCCUUGGAACCCUGAGCAAGGGCCUCAUCAUCCCCAUAAAACAAUUUGUGAGAAAAUGGUGACUCACCUGCCUGUGAAAAUUCAUGGAUCAGAUCUCCAAACACAGAACAAGCAGCCUUUUUCUGCAAGAUUAGCAACAGGUAUGGAAUAUUUGGCAAAACAGAGUGAUUGGUUUACUGGAAGCUGAAAUUAUGGAUACCCACACACUGCUUAGCAGGCAAUUCCCAUCAAUGAGCUGCACUAAGGAAAGGAAAACAGGGCAUUUUCCAACGUCUUUGAAGCACUGAAAGUCUGAUCCAAACCUAUCUCAUCACCCUUUUUCUCUCCACUUAACGUUUAGCAAUCCCAUCAACUUCCUCAUCUCCUGGCACAGCUCACUACAACAAAUGUGAUUUCUGGAAUCUGCUCAUGGUUUUUGGAUAUUCAAGUUCAAAUAUUUUGUGGAAGGGAAAAUAACCUAGGAAUGAAAUGACCAUUAAAAGAAGAGGAACUCCUGGAAAGCUGUAAUUGCCCAAACAUUAGUUUCAAAUUCAUUCCCAAAUCCACUGCUAGAGAUGUGCAUCUAAAAUAAAACAGUAAUAAGAAGAUGUUGAGCAAUUCUGCUUUACGUAUCACUGAAAUCAUAUUGCAACAACCUGGCAAAGGAAUGUUUGAUUUUAGUUGAACAGAACAGAAACAAAACAAAACUGCGGUUGUGUCAUGUCAACAGUCUCUAUUCUCACGAUAAGGAGCUGUAAAUGGAUUUAUUGCCUUAUUUAUUUGAAGAAAUAGCAUUACUGUUCUUCCAGUGUUGCCUAAUGUUCUCCACAGCUUUGGGAAAAGCUAUGUUUUCUGUACAACACUUGUCACGGCCAGUUUAGCAUAGAACACAGGUCACUUAAGUUAUUUAAACACAACUGUGGGGUUGAAAAGUGAGUUUUUAUAACAAAGGCAGCUGCAAAAAGUACAUCCAACCUACAGCUUCUGCACCAUCUCCAGAAAAACAGAUGAAGAGCUUUGUGAACUUCCUAGAUUAACAAAGUAUUUGAAGACGUUUGCACAGAAAAUAUGUUGCCAAGUGAUUUUUUUCAUUCCAUUUAUUUCAGAAAUAAAAGUAGACAACAAUAUAAAUCACUUAGCAGACACAACCAAAAUUAGAAGAUCAGGCCUUCUUCACUCUUUUCCAAAACUCAUUAGGAUUCUCUGUUCCAGCAUGUUAUAUUCCCACCCAAUCAUGUAAUCCCACAUGCCUGAUCAUGUAAAAAGCUAAUGGAAUCCCAGAAUACAGUAGGUUAUCAGUUCGUAUUAUUUUACUGCACCUCUGCCCCAGCUAAUUUUUCACAAGAGGUUAGUAGAUAAAUGAAUUGCAGAGCAAGUAACAGUCUCUAAAAUUUAACAGAACAGCAUUUAGUAUCUACUCUUCUUAACCUGCCACCAUUCCUGGGAAUUCACACUUAAAUCAGGAAGUAAUCCUAGUCAAAAUACAACUCAAGGCAGACCCAGAAAUGCAGUGAUUAUUGACAAAUCACCUCCAAACUGCUAUGAUUUGAAUUUUUUACAGUUGCCUGAGUUCAGAGCAGUAGCUGGGCUCUGAAAUGCUUUGCAUUUAGCCUGGAUAACUAUCCUGUAAGUGGAGUCCCAAAUUUUUUCCCACAAUUUAACUAAACUGCAGAUGCUGGGUAACAUUACAACAUGCCUCAAAUCAGUUUUUAGACAUAUUUUCUAGAUAACUACAUUCAUACAAACAUGCUGCUUUAAUUAAAGGAUCACCCUGAAAAUUAGCCCUGGUUUGAUCAAGAAAUAGCAACAGCAGAUUACUGCAGUAAAAUAACAAUUUCAGCAAUCAUG
Poecile atricapillus (Black-capped chickadee) is the source of this 6937-nucleotide messenger RNA. Its product is annotated as acyl-CoA (8-3)-desaturase-like. The transcript has 12 exons. Gene Ontology annotation, molecular function: oxidoreductase activity, acting on paired donors, with oxidation of a pair of donors resulting in the reduction of molecular oxygen to two molecules of water. NCBI's taxonomy places the organism in Eukaryota, Metazoa, Chordata, Aves, Passeriformes, Paridae. Gene Ontology annotation, cellular component: membrane. Gene Ontology annotation, biological process: lipid metabolic process. The coding region runs from base 21 to 1319 and encodes 432 amino acids. The record is from RefSeq and is a predicted model, not a curated record.